Messenger RNA from Williopsis jadinii, 1801 nucleotides. RefSeq names its product beta-fructofuranosidase SUC2 (gene SUC2). Bases 41 to 1660 code for a protein of 539 amino acids. Gene Ontology annotation, cellular component: fungal-type vacuole. The transcript has a single exon. The record is from RefSeq and is a predicted model, not a curated record. NCBI's taxonomy places the organism in Eukaryota, Fungi, Ascomycota, Saccharomycetes, Phaffomycetales, Wickerhamomycetaceae. Gene Ontology annotation, biological process: sucrose catabolic process. Gene Ontology annotation, molecular function: sucrose alpha-glucosidase activity.
CACGAGUGGUGUCCAAAAACACUAUAAAAGCAGCACAGAGAUGUCGUUGACAAAAGAUGCCUCAGAGGACCAAGAAGACAUCAAGAGUCUCACGAUGAACACUAGUUUAGUUGAUUCCAGCAUUUACAGACCAUUAGUCCAUCUAACGCCACCAGUGGGGUGGAUGAACGACCCUAAUGGUCUCUUCUACGAUUCAUAUGAAUCUACCUACCAUGUGUACUACCAAUACAACCCAAACGAUACGAUUUGGGGAUUGCCUCUAUAUUGGGGACAUGCCACCUCUGAUGAUUUGUUAACGUGGGACCACCAUGCGCCUGCAAUUGGACCUGAAAAUGAUGAUGAGGGUAUUUACUCUGGAUCUAUAGUCAUAGACUACAAUAAUACCUCAGGGUUCUUUGAUGAUUCAACAAGACCAGAACAGAGAAUCGUUGCCAUUUAUACCAAUAACUUACCAGAUGUCGAGACGCAAGACAUUGCCUAUUCCACGGACGGUGGUUAUACUUUCGAAAAGUAUGAAAACAACCCAGUUAUAGACGUCAAUUCGACCCAAUUUAGGGAUCCGAAGGUGAUUUGGUAUGAGGAAACUGAGCAAUGGGUCAUGACUGUGGCAAAGAGUCAAGAGUACAAGAUCCAGAUUUACACCUCUGACAAUUUGAAAGACUGGAGUUUGGCCUCGAAUUUCUCAACCAAGGGUUAUGUUGGUUAUCAGUAUGAAUGUCCAGGUCUAUUCGAAGCCACUAUUGAAAACCCAAAGAGCGGUGAUCCAGAGAAGAAAUGGGUUAUGGUCUUAGCAAUCAAUCCAGGCUCACCUCUUGGUGGUUCCAUAAAUGAAUACUUUGUUGGUGAUUUCAACGGUACUGAAUUCAUUCCAGAUGAUGACGCUACAAGAUUUAUGGAUACUGGUAAGGACUUCUAUGCCUUCCAAGCGUUCUUCAAUGCACCAGAGAAUCGGUCAAUUGGAGUUGCCUGGGCAUCGAACUGGCAGUAUUCCAACCAGGUUCCGGACCCAGAUGGAUAUAGAAGCUCCAUGUCAUCGAUCAGAGAGUACACUCUGAGAUAUGUCAGUACGAAUCCAGAAUCUGAACAGUUGAUCCUUUGUCAAAAACCAUUCUUUGUGAACGAGACAGACUUGAAGGUGGUUGAAGAGUACAAGGUUUCAAACAGCUCCUUGACUGUGGACCACACGUUUGGAAGCAGCUUUGCAAACUCCAACACCACUGGACUGUUGGAUUUCAACAUGACUUUCACGGUUAACGGUACAACUGACGUUACGCAGAAGGACUCCGUCACCUUUGAGCUCAGAAUCAAAUCUAACCAAAGCGACGAGGCAAUUGCGCUUGGUUACGAUUACAACAACGAGCAGUUCUACAUCAACAGAGCCACAGAGAGCUACUUCCAGAGAACCAACCAGUUCUUCCAGGAGAGAUGGUCCACGUACGUCCAGCCUCUCACAAUCACCGAAUCUGGUGAUAAACAGUACCAGCUCUACGGAUUGGUUGAUAACAACAUCCUUGAGUUGUACUUCAACAACGGGGCAUUCACAUCCACAAACACCUUCUUCUUGGAGAAGGGCAAGCCAUCAAACGUCGAUAUCGUGGCAAGCUCCUCCAAGGAGGCUUACACCGUGGACCAGCUGACUGUGAGACGUCUCACUGUUUGACGAAUACGCACGUGAAAGCUAUAUAAGGGAUCACGUGGUAUAAAAUAUGUCGGUCUAAGGCCUUCAGCAAACCGCCACUAUAUAAACAGGCAGGUUUGUCACUUUUCAACAAAACAAAUAUACUUCUUCUUUUACCCUUCA